AUGGGUCGUAUCAGGCACAAGCGCACUCACCACGCCCGCCGCGACGUCUCCCGCGCCGCCCGCACUCGAGCUCGCAACCUCGACUUCGACCAAGUGCACGCCAACCUACACGACGCUUCCAAGCGUUCCGAGCUGGAGAAUCCCACUGAGCUAGAUGUAGACAAGCCUGGAUUGGGAGUCUACUACUGUAUCGAAUGCGAUCGACAUUUUCCUCGUGCAGAGGAUAGGGAGGUUCAUUGGAAGAGUAAAUUGCAUAAGAGGAAGGCGAAAAAGGUUAGAGAAGAGCUGCCUUAUACCCAGGAAGAGGCGGAUAGGGGAGCUGGUGUGGGAGUGGAUAGGGGAGAGAGG
This is a messenger RNA of Microstroma glucosiphilum, 348 nucleotides long. RefSeq lists its product as hypothetical. The record is from RefSeq and is a predicted model, not a curated record. Lineage: Eukaryota; Fungi; Basidiomycota; Exobasidiomycetes; Microstromatales; Microstromataceae. The transcript has a single exon. The annotation marks the transcript as partial.